CCUCUGGCCUUGAGGCAACUUAGUUGUUGAGUGUCACUUUUUUCCCUUGCUAAGCAAAUGCUUUCAAGUUUUUUGGCUGGAGAGCGCUUGUCUGCUCUUCUCUCCUCAUCCUGUUUUCAGUGUAUGUUUUUUUUAGUUACUUGACUGAUUUCUGGAGAGAGCUUGUGUGUGUGUGUGUGUGUGUGUGUGUGUGUGUGUGUGUGUGCGUGCGUGCGUGUGUGUGUUGUGGAGGAAGGUGUUACUGAGAAAGAGGAGGCCAGUCACUCCAACUGGUCAGUGUCCUUUGCUGUCCAAUGCUGUCGCACUUACAGACACUAUAACACCAUGUCUCGUCUCUGUAACCUCCUGGUUGCCUGCAUGUUAUUGAUUGGAUCUGUCUUUUUAUCAGGAGCAGAGGAAAUGACUGCCUUAGAGGAGCAGAAAGGAGAGCAGCUGGUGCGUGGCAAGCGCAGCAUGCCCAACUGGAACCUGUGGGCGUCGGACUUCUACGGCUGGGUAGAGGAGCUGCGAGCCCAGGCCGGCUACGACACGCUGCAGGAUCUGGCCCGCACCUACUGGGCCCACUUCCCCAUUGCCAGCUACCUGGGCUAUGACUCCACCCCAGACGCUGGCCAACCAGAGGAGGACUAAGCCAUCAGGCACAGAGCUUCAGUGCCAGCGAAUAAACACGUAUAGGGCCCUAACUUGAAUGUUGGGAAAAUGGCAAAGUCUUAGGUCUGAUAGACAUGAAUUUAAUAACUCAUUAGAAAUUUAACACCACGGGCAAGACCUUAACCGCAAGCAGCAAUGAUUUAGCCCAAUGCUCCCACAUGAUAGCUAUAAUUCAUGCAUGACAACUUUGCUUGUUUAUAGACUGCAUUUGGCGAAGAAAAAUACGGUCCAAAAUGUCUUUCAUAAGUCAGAGUGCAUGAGUAUGUUUGAUGUCUGGUAUUAUUCCUGUACUCCAGUAGAAAUAUUUUCAGUGUAUUUUUCAUUCUGUUGUAUUGAUCAAUAUGUUUUUAUCAGUAAA
Messenger RNA from Alosa alosa (allis shad), 1009 nucleotides. Its product is annotated as otospiralin-like. The record is from RefSeq and is a predicted model, not a curated record. NCBI's taxonomy places the organism in Eukaryota, Metazoa, Chordata, Actinopteri, Clupeiformes, Clupeidae. The transcript has 5 exons. Gene Ontology annotation, biological process: sensory perception of sound. Bases 325 to 630 code for a protein of 101 amino acids.